Molecule: messenger RNA, 1552 nt
Organism: Vigna unguiculata (cowpea)
Lineage: Eukaryota; Viridiplantae; Streptophyta; Magnoliopsida; Fabales; Fabaceae
Product: ethylene-responsive transcription factor TINY pseudogene
Source: RefSeq, a predicted model, not a curated record
CUGUGGAGAAAGGAGUGCCAGGCUGUGAGUGAGGUAUUGUUAUUAUUAUUAUUAUUAUUCAUGAGGGUUGUGUUGUGUUGUGUUGUGACCUUCCUUCAUCCUUCGGCACCUCCAAACAAAUUAACUAUAAAAAUGUUAGAAGCAACCUUAGUUAUGGAAGUAGCAUGUUUAUGUUGGCAUAGAUAACCUUGUUUGUUUGAUGAUGGGGUUUUGAAAGCAGAGCCAUUCGUGUGGGUCUCUGAAGGGUCCUUGCUUACGUACAUAACCCCCCACGUUUUCUUUUCUCUUCCCAAUUAAUUUUCCCUCUUCUUCUCUUUUCUCUCCCUCUACUAAAACCCCCUCUUUUCCCUCAAACUCUCUUCAUCUCACUUUCCUUGUUACAUUUUCUCACUCUUUCAUCGCACACACUGUGUCACUGUCAUAGGGACAUUGUUACAAACAUCAAACCAAGAACAGCAACAAAGAAAGUUCUAUUCUUUUUAACAUGGUCGACCCAGCACCCUCCUCGGAAUCAGAGACAAGAAACGCCGUUGGUUCUGGUUCUGGUUCUGUUUCUUCGCCGUCAUCGUCAUCGUCCAGUUCCAAGAAACGAGGUAGAAGCAGCGACAACAAUGGUAGUAGUAACGACGGCAAGCAUUCGGUGUACAGAGGAGUCAGAAUGCGGACGUGGGGGAAAUGGGUGUCGGAAAUCCGCGAGCCGCGGAAGAAGAACCGAAUCUGGCUCGGCACCUUCGCCACCGCCGAGAUGGCGGCGCGUGCGCACGACGUGGCGGCGCUCACCAUAAAGGGCUCCUCGGCCAUCCUUAACUUCCCCGAACUCGCCGCCUCCCUGCCGCGCCCCGCCUCCAACUCCCCCCGCGACGUGCAGGCCGCCGCCGCCAAGGCCGCCUCCAUGGAGGCGCCUCCCCGGACCCCUCCCUCCCCGCCCGCAGCGCCGGAGGACGACCUCGGCGAGAUUGUGGAGCUGCCGCCGCUGGGGUCCAGCUUCGACUCGCCCGACCCGAAUACGGAGUUCGUGUUCCUCGACCCGGAUGAAGGGUGGCCCUAUCCUCACCCGUGGUGCCACGGCAUUUAUGACGGUGGGUACUUCAUCGGUGACAUGAACAUGAACAUGGUUUCAAUGCAAGAGUCAGAAAGCAUGGUUCUUUCCUUGUGGCCUUGAACUCAGGCAACAAACAAAUUAUUACACUAAUGCUACCCAUUGAAGUAUGGUUUUUUUUUUCUUCAUAUUUUUGUGUGUGGUAUUUAGUUCAUCAUCGUGUUUGUUUUUCUUAAAGUAUCUGGUAAAAAAAAAAAUUCGAUUUUUCAGGCUCAUGUAUAUGGAAUAGAAAAAUAAUAUCUAUUGACCUGCCAAAAUCGAUACAAUAUAUCGAGAAAUUAUACCAUAAUUCUCGAUUAGGAACUUUAGGUUCAACAAUUUUCAUUAUUUUUGUAUUUUUUUUCCUUUUAUUUUCUUUUCCUGAAUUGCAUAGUACUUAUUUAUCAUAUGGGCCCUUCGGCAAUUUUUUCCUUUCAAGGGUCAUAAUAUAUGAAUAUUUUUUUGUUUCUUGCU